Cricetulus griseus (Chinese hamster) is the source of this 2444-nucleotide messenger RNA. The record is from RefSeq and is a predicted model, not a curated record. NCBI's taxonomy places the organism in Eukaryota, Metazoa, Chordata, Mammalia, Rodentia, Cricetidae.
GCUAUAGUAAUAGGUGGUUAUGAGCCAUGGGGGCUGGGAAACUGAACGUGGGUCCACAGGAGCAGCAAGCACUUAACCACUGAGCCCUCUGCCAGCUCCCUUCCCCCUCUACGCUUUCUUUUUAAACCAGCAUCUAUUAAUUAUAUAAAAGUGGUUUCAUAUUCUGAUCAUAUUUACCCUCUUAUCCCCCCAACUCCCAAUGAACCCCCUCUGCUCCCCAACAAGCCCCCCUCCCACGUUAUGUGGAUGUUUGUUGUUUGCUGAGAUGAGGUCUCAUUCAUUAUGUGACUGUCCUGGAACUCACUAUGUAGACCUGGCUGACCUCAAAUUCACAGAUACACCUGCCUCUGCCUCCUAAGUGCUGGAAUUAAAGGCACCACCAUGUCCUUGUGUGCGUGUAAAUGUGUAUAUGUCCUCCUGAACUCAGAGUUGCUUGUGUGAAUGGGAGGUUAUUUCCAAGAACAUGGGCAGUCUACCAGUGGCUAGCUACAACACUAAAGAAAAAGGGCUUGCCCUUCUCCAGCAACCAUUAACUGCCAGUGACUCCACAUAAUGGGUGGGGCCUUGUGAGCCCCUCCCCCAGCAACCGUUAACUGCCCAUGGAAGGAGUGGGGGCCUCAUGAGUCCCUCAUUUUUUUUAAGAUAGGGUCCUACUAUGUAGCCCAGGCUGAUCUUGAACUUGAGAUCCUCCUGCUCUGUUCCCACUGUGAAUACUGGGAUCACAGGCAUGCACAGCCAUAUCUGGCUCUGAAGUAUAUACUUCUUUGGACAACUUGUUUUUUUUUUUUUUUUUUUUAAACUUGAGACUAUAUAACUGAAAUGUUCUUUAGUUCUAACACCCGGUACAUGAGUACAUCGGCUUAACAGAAAUUUCGAUGAGUCUCAGAGGGUUUCUUAGUUUUAUAGCUAAUAGGUUUGGGCAUCAUCACUUGAUUCUCCCGAACCUGGUGCAAAUCUUACACUUUCAUCAUUCCUGCUCAGUUUCCUACUCUAGGUCCUGAUUUGCCAUAUCCUAACCAAAACUAUGAACCUAUGUUCCUGGGUUCUGUGACUGUAAAGUGAUGGAGGAGACAGGAGCCACUGAAGGACCAAGGACAAGACAGACAUUUCCUUCUGGGAGCAAUCAAGUUGCUGGCUUCCUAAGCACCGUGCCUUUGUUAUUCUGUAACCAGUGUUUUACUGUGCUCUGUUCCCACUGAGCAUUUACAGUGUCAAGAUAUGUCAUUCACUUUAUCCUACACUUUACAAAGCAUGUCGUCUCUACAAUAUGUGACGACCACUGUUUAUCGAAGGGAAGCCAGUGGCUUAAGCCAUAUAACAGCACGUUGAAUAAGGACUCCUCCCUGUUUCUAGUUCUAUGGCUAGAUCAUUAUACCACCCUGUCUCACAAACUCAGCUCUUGGUGUCCCAAAGCUUGUUUAAAUAGUUGACGAUGUCAUUCAGAGACAACCCGGAAAUCCUGAAGCGGGGCUAACUUAUGUUGGGAAAAGAGGCAGCUGCUUCUCAGCUCAUUUUUUUCACGUUUAUUCUGUCCUCUAUGCUCUAAAAGGAAAAUGAACCUAGGUUCCAAAGAGAAAGGGAGGGGGCAGUGUGAGCCACAGAAGGUAGGCAACCCCUGCUGAUUGGGAGGUACUCCCAGAAGGCUUCCCUUCUACAGUUGCCAAGCAACAAGUGUAAACAGGACAGGAUCAUGGCCACUAACUACAGUGCCAAUCAGUAUGAAAAGCCUUUCUUACCCAAGUACCUGCAGAACUGGUCUCCUGCCAAGCCAACAAAAGAGAGAAUAGCUACCCAUGAAGGUUACACUCAGAUUAUUGCCAACGACCGAGGUCACCUCUUGCCUUCAGUGCCCCGUUCCAAGGCGAGUCCUUGGGGAUCCUUCAUGGGCACCUGGCAAAUGCCCCUGAAGAUACCACCUGCCCGGGUGACCUUGACCUCCCGCACAACAGCUGCUGCCACCUCCCUUACCAACUGGAUACAGAAGAACCCUGAUCUACUGGCUGCCUCCAAUGGGCUUCGCCCUGAAAUCUUAGGCAAGCCCCACGACCCUGACAACCAAAAGAAACAGAAGAAAUCUGUCACAAAGACUGUACAGCAAGCAGAAAAUCCCACUAUAAUUCCCAGUUCCCCAGCUAUGGACGUCGACAACGAAGAUGAAACUCAAAGCUCACAUCCCUCUGCAGGUCACACGCCAGGUCCCUCAUCUCCAGUUAACUCUCCCAAGGCCCCACCUGCAAGCCCAUGUUAGAAUACCAAAUACGUAGGUCCUAGUCUAGCUGAGAUCAAGACAUGCAAAGCUGCAACUCUGCAGGGAAAGGGCCUGAGGUGACAUUUUAGGGACUGACUGGAAUAGUAAAACCCUGUAUUCAGAAACAUGGAGCAAAAAAAUGAUGGGCCAGGGAUAAAGGCAAAUUUGGGCGAAUAGAAUAAACAUUGUUUGUUAA